Molecule: messenger RNA, 624 nt
Organism: Linnemannia hyalina
Lineage: Eukaryota; Fungi; Mortierellomycota; Mortierellomycetes; Mortierellales; Mortierellaceae
Source: the annotation of a GenBank genome assembly
AUGGCCUUGACCGAACAACAUGCAGCCGACUCCUUUUUCCAAACCACACACGUCCGAGUCGAUUCGAAGCUGCAUUCGGAUUCAUCCUCAGAGAAGGUUGACGAUUCGAGCUUUGCCUCCUCCCUACAACGUCCCCUCACAAGCGGUCUUCGACGUUGCGCUGGCACAAGAGACUUGACCAGCAUACGACCCAACGUCAACUAUUGCGCCAAAGUCUCUGUCGAAUACAUGCUGGGCGAUCCAUCGACACCAUUCCACACGCAAUCCUGGAAGCCAGUGAUCGGAGCUGACAAGACAAACGAAGACGUUUUCGUCGACAACUUGGAGACAGUGUGCAGGUUCAAGAAGACGCUAUACACACAACUGUACCCAAAUACAGCGGAAGGGUCUCAAGACACAUGGCCUGAGUUGACACUGUACCGGAAAACGGGCGACUCCGGGUACGAGGCGAUCGACGGAGACCAAGAGGCGCUGUACAUGUUUGCACUCAAGGAUGGCGAUCAGAUUGUGCUUCUGGUGAAUGACACCGAGGAUGGAGGCCGGACAGGACUGGGUCGCGACUCGAUUGCCCAAUGGGUCCAAGCUAUCCGUGCACAACAUGAGUUUGAGGCUAUGGACUUGUAA